Drosophila suzukii is the source of this 721-nucleotide messenger RNA. It is a transcript of the gene Nnf1b, whose product is annotated as Nnf1b. The record is from RefSeq and is a predicted model, not a curated record. Lineage: Eukaryota; Metazoa; Arthropoda; Insecta; Diptera; Drosophilidae.
CUCAAGAUAGUUCUAAAUGGUCACAUAUGUUUGUUGAUAAAAAUUUUUAAACAAAUUAGUUUAGAUCAAUUUCUUGGGAUAAUACAAAAGUAUGAAUUUCGUGGGUGAGGAUACCGAAUCCGCCUUCAGACGGCACCAAGCGAUUGUUCCCCAGGUGAAGCAGGCCUACGAAGAAGUCAUAGGACAGAUCUUUGCGGAUUUGAGCCCCUCAGAUCUAGACUCCUGUGCCGCCAUUCUCGAGGAGCACGAGUCCUCAACCCUGGACACCGAACAAAUGGUGAACACCGCCCAAAAGGUCAUGACGAAGAUCGUCAACGAUGUAAACCAAUGCUUCUUCGCCGGAAACGAUGUGGAUACCAAGCUGACCACUUUGGAAAUGCUCAAGGAGCAUUUCGCAUCCCACAAGGGCAAGGAGUGGAAUUUCAACAGUGUGUCCCCCGAAGAACUCACUCGCCCGCUGCGCAUGAACAGUUUGGAUUUGAGUAUUCGUUUCAUGGAGCGACAGCUAAAGACUCAGGAAAAGGAACUUGAGAUUGCUAUGACCAAAAGCAUUGAAAAUCGACAGCGUAUUCAAGAUGUCCAGGCUGAGCGAGUGAAAGUGGGGCACUUAAUAAAGGAGAGGAUGGCUCAGUACCAGGAAAUAAAGCCACAAUUAACCGAGAUAGAACGGUCCAUAAAUAACUUGCAUAUGCCACCGAAAGUUUAAUUUCAUUUUAUAAAU